AUGUCUGCGGGUAGCUUGGACCUUGCAGAGGGAAAUGCCCCGACCAAGUUACAGCCUACAAAAGUGAACCAUUUAAGUAUGAUGGACAAAAAACUGAGUCUCUUGAAUGAAAAGGUGGACAAACUGUUGCAUUUCCAAGAAGAUCUGACAGGCAAACUUCAGCGAGUUAACAAAGGCAUUGAUGAUGUAGAAAAAGGCAUUAACAAGCUAACAAUAUCCCGAGCAGCUCCUGAUGAGACAGAUGCAAUGAAAAAAGGGCUAAAGGUACCGGACAGUACUCACCAGACUGAUAUCCAGAGCAUCUGCUCAGAAGUGUUGAAAUUGAUGAAAGCGGCCCAGCUAGAUGCCUUGAAGCAUAAGGAGAGGCUGACAAAGAUAGAGAAAAGGGUUGAUACACUGGAUAAAGUUAUUACAUUUGUGGGAGAAGUAUUAAAAAAUUCUAAAGUAGUGGACUUCAUUCUUAAAGGCAUUGUGCCCUGGAAGAAGGGGAGUCUGCUGGAAAUCCUUGUUGAGGCCAAAGAUAAGCCCGAGGAGAGUGGUGCAAAGCCUAAGCAUGUGCUCAGCAACAGAGGAACCCAAACUGAAAGCAAGAAGCCUCUGGAAGAGACAAAAUGUGGGAAAAAGCUGGAUGCAAGCAAAGGAGCAUGUGAGAAGGUGAUUGCUGCUGGAGCUGUAGCCCACAAAGCUGACUCCAAACCCCAAGUUAAAGAGAGGACGGCGCAGCAGCAAGCAGUAGAAGAUCAUGUAGGCAACCAAAAUGUUCCUGCUAAAGCACACGAUACGGACAGAGCCCCACGCCUAGAUGAGUGCCACAAGCAGCUUGUUCAUCAGAAACUCGGAGAGAAUGAAAACAAACCUCCAUUGUCGAGUGUGGCAUCCAGGGAAGCUGUGCCCUCCACAUCCCGGGCUAUAUCUGACACAGGGUGUGAAGUGACACAUACCAGGAUAUCCAUCAAUGUACAUAUGACUGAAAUGAAAGAAAACAUUGAGAUGACCAAGGAAGGAAACUUAGGUGAUGACAGCGGUAAAAGUCGCAAAUUAAAAUCUCCAUCCUCCACCCCAGCAGAAGUGGAAGGAGUCAAACAGCUGCAUGACAAACUAAAACUUCAACAGAGUCCUAAAAACGUCAGCACUGAGCCAAGCCAAGAAGUGAAAGGGGACGAUAAGCAAAAUGAACUUGCACCUCAAACAAGGAAGCAACAGCCAUUGCUGAGCAAGCCCAAACCAGGCAAAAAGGCUGAAGAGAAAUUGGAUUUAAAAUGCAAGGCUGUGACCUCACAGAAUACCUCUGCAAAGGAGCCUACGAAAGAUCCGGGAGUAGAAGUGAAAAUCCAUCAAGAAACAGCAAAAGCAGAAGAAUCCCUGAGGGAUGCCAGUUCUGAGAGGAGAGAAUCUGAGUCUGCAUCUUCAGGGGGAGGUGAAAAUGAUGCCUGUCAGUGUGCAGGAACGGCACCAGAGGAGGCCAGGUCAUUGGAAUCUAGCAAAGAGCUUCCCGUGGAGGAUGAAAUGAUCAUUGAUGACAGCCCUUCUCCUCCGGCUCCUUUCGAACACCGCAUAGUGAGUGUCAAGCAAACAGAGCUGACAAUGUGCUACUCGGUGUGUCAUCACGAGGUGCUGGGGGGGGGGCGUUUUGGGCAAGUUCACAAGUGCACAGAAAUAUCGACUGGUCUCAACCUGGCAGCCAAGAUCAUAAAAGUGAAAGGAGCAAAAGAGAAGGAGGAAGUAAAAAAUGAAAUUAACGUCAUGAACCAAUUAAAUCAUGUGAAUCUGAUCCAGCUUUAUGAUGCUUUUGAAGCCAAAAAUAAUAUCACUCUGAUCAUGGAAUAUCUUGAUGGUGGUGAAUUAUUUGACCGGAUCACAGAUGAAAACUACAGUCUAACGGAGCUGGAUGCAAUCCUAUUUACCAAACAGAUCUGUGAAGGAGUCCACUACUUGCACCAGCACUAUAUACUCCAUUUAGAUCUGAAGCCUGAAAACAUCCUAUGUGUAAAUCACACAGGAAACCAGAUUAAAAUUAUUGAUUUUGGAUUAGCAAGGAGGUACAAACCUCGUGAGAAGCUGAAGGUUAAUUUUGGAACUCCAGAGUUCUUGGCUCCUGAAGUGGUGAACUAUGACUUUGUUUCCUACCCAACAGACAUGUGGAGUGUAGGCGUCAUCACGUAUAUGUUGUGA
This is a messenger RNA of Pterocles gutturalis (yellow-throated sandgrouse), 2172 nucleotides long. RefSeq names its product myosin light chain kinase 3-like. Gene Ontology annotation, biological process: protein phosphorylation; intracellular signal transduction; positive regulation of apoptotic process. Bases 1 to 2172 code for a protein of 723 amino acids. Gene Ontology annotation, cellular component: nucleus; cytoplasm. Gene Ontology annotation, molecular function: protein serine/threonine kinase activity; ATP binding. Lineage: Eukaryota; Metazoa; Chordata; Aves; Pterocliformes; Pteroclidae. The record is from RefSeq and is a predicted model, not a curated record. The transcript has 11 exons.